Podospora bellae-mahoneyi is the source of this 675-nucleotide messenger RNA. RefSeq lists its product as uncharacterized. Gene Ontology annotation, cellular component: nucleus. The transcript is spliced from 3 exons. The coding region runs from base 116 to 526 and encodes 136 amino acids. Gene Ontology annotation, biological process: rRNA processing. Lineage: Eukaryota; Fungi; Ascomycota; Sordariomycetes; Sordariales; Podosporaceae. Gene Ontology annotation, molecular function: peptidyl-prolyl cis-trans isomerase activity; DNA binding. The record is from RefSeq and is a predicted model, not a curated record.
CCUCACUUUGGAUAACCCCUCUAUUUGUCACUCUGGACCUCUUACUCCCCAUCUUGCCUGGUUUUCUCUUUCCUCGACAUAGUCACUAGUAGAACAAGUAAAGAAAGGUUUCAACAUGGGCAAAAAAGACAACAAAUCCGGCGGAGGAGGAGGCAGCAAAGACGCCGGGAAGGGUGGGAAAGGUGGGAAGGGAAAGGGAGGUGGCGGUGAUGACAGUGGAGGGAAGCAGCAAAAGGGCGCCCAGAGCAUCAACGUUAGACAUAUUCUUUGCAACAAAAUGGGCGAGGCAGAAAAAGCCAUCGAGCGGCUCCAGAACGGUGAGAGCUUCAACACUGUCGCGAUGGAGAUGUCGCAGGAUAAGGCCAGGUCCGGAGGAUCACUAGGCUGGAAAACAAAGGGGUCAUUGCUGCCCGAGUUUGAAAAGGUGGCUUACGAACUACCCACCAGCACGACCAACAAGCCAAGCUGGGGGAUGGCCAAGACGUCCGAGGGAUAUCAUGUCAUCAUGGUCGAGGGACGCAAGUAGUUUUAAUAUCAACCAAUCACAUAGUCAGGAGUGGAAUAAACAAAAGUUGGUUGACCGUCCCAGAUCAAAGGCUUUUGAAUUUUUUGACUGUCUUGAUUUUUGUCUCGUCCUCAUUCUGAGGGGAGAAGAAAAAGGAGGUAGCUUGCCCG